GGGGUAAUUUCCAGUAAAAGCUAAUUAACACUUAGCUAGCUGCAGCGCUGGGCGCUCGCGGAAAAUCGCAAUGACUGCCUGCAAGCGGUUACAAACGCAUACGCCACAUCAAUAUCAACUAAGCGCUGCUAAAUACACCGGUGUUCGCAAUGCGGGCCUGGAUUUGCUUAGCGCCGGAUGCCUUUGGAACAUGGCAUCCCACCAAAGGGUUCGCAGCUUAGCUAGGAAGUUAAGAACAAGUAAACAGUACACUUCGCGACCAGUAUUUUGCGCUGUUGUGGCCAGCGGUGAGGCCUCCUCCUCACCAGCCGGCACCGCCACUAACCCAGCCGCCUCCACCUCACCAGCCUCCGCACCCGCACCCUUAGCCGCCCCCAGCGGCAGUACACUUACUACCGGCAAGGAUGUCAUUCUGCGCUACUACCAAGCCUACAAUGCGGGCGACCUGGCCUCCAUUUCCCCGCUGCUGGCGGAGCAGGUGUCCUACCACGACAUGAUCUACUCGCAGCCCUUCGUGGGGCGGCAGCAGGUGCUGACCUACCUGGAAAAGGUUCGCCGCACGGUGCCGUCCGACCUGCGGUUUGUCAUCGAGGACAUCACUGACGGGGACCCACGAGCCGUGGGUGUCAGCUGGCACGUGGAGUGCGGCGGCGGCGAGGGCGACAGCGGGGGUGUGGUGUUCCCCUUCUCCCGCGGCUGUUCCUUCUACACACUCACGCCGGAGGGGCAGAUCAGCAGCGCCCGGGACCUAGUGGAGAGUGCAGUGAAGCCGGGGGGAGCGGCGCUGAGGCUGCUCGCCGCUGUGGCCCCGCUAGUGCGGCGGCUGGGCCCGGCAGCAGCCGACCCCUCCCGGCUGGGGCGGUCGCUGCCCUGGGAGGCGGCGGCGUGGUGGGCCUUCUACGCAGGCUACACGGGGUACAUCAUGCUGGGUCCCUGGGCCCCCGGAGCCCCCGUGUACGCCACCCCGCCGCAGGUCCUAUCCGAGGUCUUCCACGAGUCUCUCAACUUCUUCUACGUCAACAUCGCCCUGGCCGUCGCCCACCUCAACCCAGUCCCCUGCGUGCCCGCCCCCCCGGUGUCUGAGGCGCUCUUCAACUUCAUGGCCGCCUGGUCGCUGGCCGCCCUGCCGUACAUGCUGGCGGACGGACGCAGCAGGAAGCUGGGGGGCGGGGGGCGGCUGGCGGCGUGGUGGGCGGGAAUCAUGUUUCUGACCAACGUCUUCUACAUCCCCUACCUCGCCCUCCGAGCCGCUCCGGAACCCCCUCCACCCCAGCCCGCCGCCUCCUCCUCCUCCCCCUCCCUCUCCCCUUCCUCACCUGAUGUGACCCCCGGCUCCGCCACCACCACCACCACCGCACACCCCCCGGAAGCCGGCACAGCUACAGCUACGGUUGCUGCGGAGGCGGCUGCAACACCACCUACCCCGGCUGCCACGCCUGCACCUGCCAAGCCCCCUCCCG
This is a messenger RNA of Astrephomene gubernaculifera, 1460 nucleotides long. The record is from the annotation of a GenBank genome assembly. Lineage: Eukaryota; Viridiplantae; Chlorophyta; Chlorophyceae; Chlamydomonadales; Astrephomenaceae.